Molecule: messenger RNA, 5806 nt
Organism: Mycena citricolor
Lineage: Eukaryota; Fungi; Basidiomycota; Agaricomycetes; Agaricales; Mycenaceae
Source: the annotation of a GenBank genome assembly
GUAAAAUCGCAGAGGGCAGAUAGGAAGCCGUGACAAUCCAAUGAGCCGCGUGGUAUCGCAAGAAUUCGCGUUGUCAUAGCCAAUCUGACGUUCUUUCCGGCAGUCCAGAGCUCUGACCUUCUCAACCUCGGCCGAGAUGGGUCUCCCCCCGUUGUGAACAGCGCUCAAACGCGCUACAGCGACAUCAGGUGGACGGACGUUAUUCCCCAUGGAUUCAGUGGGUUGGAAGAAACGCAUGCUGUCACACCACAUCAAGUUAGUCACAAGUCUUGAAUGCGAUAUCACUGCUGCUGCAGUCCUGCAGCAACAACAACAACAUUCUGCAUACCCGUUCUCUGUCGACGCGUCUAGGAUCACCUCGGACUUCACGACCGGUCUUCUCGCACCAUACGAGUAGACAACACCUCUCCAUGAGCUAUACCUUGCGCCGUUCUCUGCCGCGCACAAUCUGAAUCCGGCAGAAACAGUCGUCCCACACAUACAUAGGUGCUGCGAGAGAUUCGGAGUGCUAUGAUGCUCUUCAUUGAGCAUCAUUGCCACUCGGGCCAGUCUUUGGGGGCCCCACAAGACUCGCAGAGGAGCAGACGCUGGGGUUGAUGGUAGUAUGCUCUCCAGCACACCAUCGAGAGCAUCUGAGAUGUCUUCGAGCUUGCUGAAAAACUAGCACAGAGCAUACAUAGGCCGUUUCAUCACACUUCAGCUUCGGGGUCAAAUUCUGCGGCAUUAGAUUGGCCUGCGUCGAUGAAAUGCAUCGUGUUCGGUCUUGCCUAAUCUGAGGAUCCUCUUCCCAGACCGUCACUGUCGUAGACGGGCUUCCAAAGCACGCAAGGUCCAGAAACAGCGCGGUCUCUUCUGGGAGCUGUUGAUCGCCGCUCGUUGGCAGGCCAUCGUGACGCGUCGGCUGCCGAUAUUCUCGCUCCCUUUCAUUCACUGCGAGCGUCCGCAGGACGUCGGACAGUCAGGUCGAGUGUUGCACCCCUCAAUCUGAGAACACGUCCCUCGAGAUGGGAUCCGUUUCAUGAGUCUACGAGUGGAUAUCGACAAUGUAGCGUCAUUUCGAACCUACUCACUAAGUCGACGCCUGCUGAGGUCGUGGGCCCGGGCAGUGCGAGUUUGAUCUUUGCUUCAGCAAGCUUGUGACCUCGCCCAUGUUCCCUUCGAGUCCCCGCAGACGCUCCUCGACAGAUUGCUGGUACAUCGAGAGCUUAGUUUCCAGUUCCGAGAUGCGUUCCUCGACAGUGAGCACCGGCGCCUCUUCCUUCUCAUGCACCCGCACAAGAUCGUGGUCGUAAAACGAAUGUCCGUCAGACUUUGUGCCGCCUUUCGUAUCGCAUGUAGAGCAGAUCAAGCUGGUUUCUCGGCACUGGACACAGAACGAGCAGGGUUGUACGACGGCUUGCUUGCUCACGCGACACUGAGCAGGGGGAGUCGAGCAGUCCAGGAGAACUCGCGCUUGUCCAACAGCCGCCUUCGCGGCUCGAUAAGUGUUUCCGAACUGUCGUCCAUGCAGCACAUGCCGGACUUUGAACAGGUCGUGGUGCGGCAAGUGUGGUUUGUCCACGUCCUCUCGCAUCACCCGUCCAACGAUGCAUUCAUUCUUCAGAUUCGUGCAGGUCGAUCGUAUAGUCUCCCUAAGGCAGACGUUGCGCUCAGCCCACUCGCGCCUCACAGUACCUGGUCUGACAAGUACCAAAAGGCCUUUGCCAAGUCUUGACUUGCGUUCUUCUCGUAAAGACUGAAGAAAACAGGAACAGCUUACCCAGCAUAGUUUUGGACGUGCAACAUGGGAGAGAGCAACCGUCAGUUAAAGAUCAGGCACCCAGUUGUCAAACCCACUGGCGAGGUGCCUGGUUCAGGAUCCAGAUCUAUUUUAUUGCUUUCGUAUAUCAAUGUGUUGGAUCAAUGCUGAAAAAUGUGCGGUCGACUUAAGCAGGCAUGAACAACUCGGAUUCCGGGCCCAGGUCAAACGGACUCAAACCUCAAGCCAGCGGAUUGACCGAUCAGACGCCGUGCGGCUUUCCUCUAUACUACCUAGCACAUACGCGAUGGACUGGGCGCUCUUUUCCGAUAAACGUCUCAUUCGGACACCACCACCACCACCACUAUGCCCAUACCUCCCUUGCUCAAGAGGCUGAGUGCCAAAUCUCUCCGAAAACGGACGCAAUCGCCGUCGCGCUCAGCAACCUCGACUCCGACUCCUCCCAGAAGCGACACCCCGCCCGUGCCUUCUUUGGCGCAGAAGCAGAUAUCGGCAACCGUGAUCAUACCUACACCACCUCAGACGCCUCCGGCUCUCGCAUCGAUCCCCCCGGAUGACGCGCUCUCGAAAGACCUGCAAGGUGCAUGGGCAUCCGCCAACGCAGCGCCGAACACGAGUCGAGCCGAUCGACUGCUGCUUGCGGCAGAGAAUGCGGGCAGCGCCGCCGUAUCUACGCAGACCCAGGCCGUUCCGUAUGUAACAGGCGUCAAGACGGCAUUGGAUGCUGUGGGCGGGCUGGAGGUCAUUGAGAAGGGAUUGAACACAUUCAUGGAGGGGAUGCCCGUGCUCAUGAAGGCCUUGGAUGAGGUUGCUAAGCUACAUCCAUUCAUUGGAGUUGCCGUUAUGGCUUUCAAAGCCGUCUGGGCACUGGAGCAAAAGCGCAGAGACAACGACAAGAAGAUUCUGGCGCUGCACAUGGAGAUGAAAGAAAUGAUGGGUGUACUCACUCAGCUCAGGAAUGUUAAAGACGCGGAUGAGGUUGCUCCAGACGGAUCGACAAUAAAAGGGAGGAUGCAGAUUAUCAUUCUAGCCACCGCAGAGGACAUCAAAGCCUGCGCGAACGCAUGCGACACGUACUGCAAGAAAAAGCUGAUAGUCAAGGUUCUCAAGGGUCCAAUCUGGGAGGGCCGUCUCGUUGCCUUCGUUGGCGCAUUCACCAAGCGCCGGACCGAGUUUGAAUUCGCUCUCUCGAUACACACUGCGCUCGGCGUCGAUGCUGCUACUCGACUCAUUGGCACCGUCGAUGACACAACUCAGGAGAUCAAUGCGAAGAUGGACAUGAUGCUCAAGCUCUUCCAGAAGCUGGUGCCACCCGAGCAGAGGGAGAUGGCGCAGAUGGUCGAGAAAAAGGGGGGCCAGAGUGUUAUGGACAACGACAAAGCGCUCAAGGACUUGAACGACUUCGAAAACAAGAUGCUCGCAGCCCAGGGUGGAGGCCCUGGCCAUGGCGGGAAGGCCGUCAAGACCCCGGAUCUGAAUGAUCUGAAAGAAGAGUUGCAUGGCGAUCCACAGCUCGCUAUGGAUCAGAACAUGACGGUCUUUUCAAGGAAGUUUGAAGUGCAGAAGAGGCAGAUCAUUGACGAACUCUCGAGAGUCGUCGAGCGCGAAGGCGACAGAGUCAUCAGCGCCGUCACUGCCGGCCCCCAUGACAGAAUCAUCGAUCCCAACGUGCAUAUGAUAUGGAAGGAGAUGGGCUGGCGAGGCAGUGUCAAAGCCCGCCACUUUGUCAUGGCUCUCCGGGAUCAUUUCCAAGAGCACACAGACCACGUGCAAAUAGAGCAGACUGAAGUAUGGGCUUUGGAAUAUCUCAGUAUCACCCGGAUCCAGGCAAUCUCAGAGGCAUUCGAUGACGAUGCGUCGGGGUUCAUCACAGUUGCUGAAGCAAACGAUUUCACUACUGGGCGACCUCUGGAUUGGAGUCUCCCCCGUUGGAUCGCAUACUGGGCAGUUGGACAGCACCAGACGACCCUGCUUUACGCUUUCAAGAUCCGCGAUCUUCUGUCCAAGAUGUUUAGUAUCCUCCCUCACGCUUUACCCGAAAACAAAUCUGCCGCAAACUCUUAUAUGGAUGAUGUUUACUACAGCAUCUGGACCGUCGUCUCCUCUCUGACAUCGUGCAACGUCAAUCUUGCACUCCAGAGCAAGUUUGAGUCUUACGUCGAAGAUGAAGAAGCUCGGUUGAAAGCGAAUCUGGAGGCUAUCAAAUACGACAUUGAUGCAGAUGACACCUUGGAACUGAUAACUGGCCGUGGCCGGAUCGACAGAUAUGUUUUCCCAGUGAUAUACCUCUUGCUGGAACGUCAUUUCGAGAUCCUACGUCUUUGUCAAACCAAGGUUGUGCAUCCAGACGAGCUUUGGGAUGCUGCAGACACAAUAGUUUGGGUCUUCGAUGCCAUCGGGGCGAGGUUUAGAGAACUUGAGAGUAUCUUCAAACAACAGAACCUUGACCUGAAGCAACAAUUCAAGACAUUCGCGUUCGGGAUGUACGAGUAUGUCAACGAACCGAAUCUUCUUUGGGCUCCAAAGCUGGUGCAAGAAGCCGACUUCACCGAAUUUCCGUACAAUGAUGCACUCGAAGGCGACCUUCCGGAUGCUGCAAAUAUCCUCAAUUACCCUGUGGACCAGGAUGACCUCGACUACGCAGCCUAUUCCUUGGACUCCUGUCCCUCAGCACCAGCCGAGACGGCUCUGCCGGGAUUCGAAGACCUCUUCUCGGCGACGUGGCAUGGUUUCCUGUACAUGAAGGAGAACCCAAGCAGACCGUCGUCCGGGAUGAUCUCAUUGGAUUUGAAACCGACCCACUCCGAGGCAGGGAUUCAACUGUUUGCAACAUCCGGUCGCGCCAAUCGAAGUGACUUCACCUUGUCUGGAGAAUGCGAUCCUUCGACGCACUCCCUCAAGUUCAAGCGGUCGUUCCCCGCACGCCUUCGCGCGCAAUAUUUCAACGGGACCUGGGAUCCGGCUGCGGAGAUGCUGUCGGGGACACUGGGCUUCGAGGAAGAUCCCAACACUCAUUCGGCGACAUUCGUGUUCAAAAGACUCGCACCUCAGCACACCAGAUUCUUGCCGUCUCCGGGCGAGCUCGAAGACAGUCGCCCGCGGGCGUUGUGGAAGUUUGCCAUCAGUGCUGUAUCCGAUGACAUUGGGCGGGAUCGAUGGUCUUGGAGCUAUUUCAAAGCGCGGAAGGAACGGCGAUUGCGAUUCAUUGAGCUGUACAUCCGCAGCGCGGCAGGGAGUGCGCAGUCGGGGCGGCCGCUGAGCAGUGCGGAGUUCGCGGAGUUCGCUGAACUCAAGAGAAUGACGACGGCUGAUUCGAGGUUUUACCAUUCGCUCGCUGAACGGACGAUCCGCAACCUACUCGCGCACGAUUGUCGAUGCGAUGCCUGUGACGGGGACAUCGGCGGGGCACGAGUGAGCUGUUUGGAGUGCCAGAUGAAGGACACGUGGAAUACGGUCGACUUUCACGAGUCUCCAGAGUGUAUGGACGAGCGGGUAACGCGCGAUGAUAUGGAGAGGCCCCAUCUUCCACAGCACGAUUUGGUGAAGACCCGGCGCGUUGUCCACAUGCGACAGUUUGGCAAGACGUUCCGCGAGGCCAAAGCUGCAGUCACAAAGGCGCGGUCCUUGUUAUCGGACGAGAGUGAGCCCCGUGUUUGCCGGAUGUGCAAAGUCGCGGUCGUCCAGCCCUGCUGGUUUUGCGUCCAGUGCGAGGAGCCAACUUUCCUAUGCAGGGCAUGUGACGAGAAGGGCGAGAUUGCGCUCGAGGGCCACGUUUAUCAUGAGCAUGACCUCGUUCGUCUGGUGGAAAAGUCAGACGAAGACACGAUGACGGUCGAGGAGAGAUUCUCCGCACUCGAAUCCCAAUUCACAGUGUAUCAGAAGAGCGUCGAGGAGCGCUUGCAGAAGCUGGAAGAUGCGGUCGACGGAAGAUUGGUGCGAGUGGAGAAAUUGUUGGAGCAGUUGUUGGCACGGUCCACCGAGUCGGUGUGAGGCGUCCCACAAAUAUGUAUUGUAAUAUAUUUUUGUGCACAUGGAGGCUAUCCGUGA